Priapulus caudatus is the source of this 2929-nucleotide messenger RNA. RefSeq names its product Down syndrome cell adhesion molecule homolog. NCBI's taxonomy places the organism in Eukaryota, Metazoa, Priapulida, Priapulimorpha, Priapulimorphida, Priapulidae. The transcript has 12 exons. The record is from RefSeq and is a predicted model, not a curated record. The coding region runs from base 58 to 1848 and encodes 596 amino acids. Gene Ontology annotation, molecular function: protein binding.
GUUCAACCACCGAGCGAGCGGUUCAUCAUUCUUAACUCCACCUACAUCACACUGAACAUGUCAGCAUGGCAAGAUGGCGGCUGUCCGCUGAAGUCCUUUGUCGUCGAAUACCGGCAAUACGGACACGAUGCGUGGAAGACUGUAGCUAACAGUGUCGACCCUUCCCAGGUGAUGUUUCGCAUCCUCGACCUUGAACCCGGCACUCACUACACGCUGCGGGUCACGGCCCACAAUGAGGCUGGCAGCACGACGGCGCAGUACGAUCUCUCCACACUGAUGCACGUCGGCCAGACGGCGGACCCGCGGGCGGUGUUCGGUGAUGGAGACAUUGCCUUCUAUCAGGACAUAGCAACCAUCGUACCGAUCGUCGGCGGAAUCUUGCUCUUCCUCAUCCUCCUCGUCGUUCUGAUUCUCUACAUUCGCAAGAAGAAGAUGAAACAUUACGCAUACACGUAUAAAGAAGACAACAACAUUAAGAAGGACCUGACGGCGGAGACUGCGCUGAUAUGCGACCAAGCGGAUAAGAAGCUGAGAGACUCCACCUGCUCCAUGUCUCCCGAGCACCUGCCCAGCGCGCUGCGGCGGGAGUCGGACACGACGCGUGGAUGGCAGCCGGCCCCCGUGCGAGCUGUCAAUGCUGAUUUGGUGACAGAGACAAGUCCGUAUGCCACGUACACAAUCUGUCCCCCGCCAACAUCGUCAUCCUACGAUCUACUGUGUCACCUGUCACCGUCAGCUGACAAUGCCGGGGAAAACAUCUACCAGAGUGUACAGCCAGUCACAUCGAACAGAAACAACAGACCAACGCCGUUUCCAUUUCCGGUCACAGAUCUUCCUUCUCCCGACACUCCGCAGCCAAGAGGAGGUGAGAUGCCAAUGAAUCCUGUUAGACCUCAAUUCAGAGGAGGUAACGAGAUUAGGGGCAUUCUAGGAGGUGUACAGGUGCUUCCGCACGGUGGCCUUCCUCCAGCCCACCCCAACCUCCCGCUGGGCAGGAAAGUGCUAACGCCAAAGGUGCUGUCGCCUAUAGGCCGAGACUUAAAGCGUCAGAGCGUUGCAUCGAACGCCACCGACGUCUCGUCCAAUCACGACGAGCUCAUACGUGCCUACGAGAACUACAAGCGUCACCCGGCGGCGCCGAUCGAAGAGCGAGAGAUCAGCGGCACGCCGGCGGUCGCCCGCGUUGAGCCGGAACCCGAGAUUCCGGAAGAUUCCGACUCCGGGGAGAACAGUGCCACGGAUCCAGGCAUCCUGAGGUUCACCCAGACGCCACCUACCAUUAACGAGCAGCGAGAGAGCACGUGCAUCAUGCCCGCAUACAGCCAGGAGACUAUCCUGCCGCACAACACCAGCGCUCUGACGAAGCGAGCCAGUGUGUCCAGCGACACGACCACAGACCAGGACGUACAGCCGCCACGCGAGAGACCCAAGCGGCCAAAGCGAACACGCAGUCAGACGUCUGUGCAGCAGAGGCGGUCCAGCCAGAGCGGGAAAUCGCCGAGAAACCCCGGCAGACGACGGACGGGUGGAUCUUCGACGGACGAGGAGGAGACGACACCCAGCCCUCCCGAUGUUCAGCCGGCCUACAUGCGCUCAAGCAGCCAUGCCAGCAGCCACACCUACUCCGACAUAGACUCGCCCGAGAGCCCCGCAGGAGGCAGUCGCAUUGGCAGCACACGUGCGCCAGAUCCGAGAAUUCAACUAAAUGCCUCACCUAGAGAAUCUGUAGAUCUAUUGGAAAGGCCAAACGGAAGGCAGCCGGAGAAUUCUCCAAAAAUCGUGAUAAAGCUUGGAGACGACGAUGAGGAGGAGGACAGAGGUUAUACACACAGAUAUACGAUCGUAUAGCAACCACAAAUCAUUAGCUCUGCUAACACACCCCGCGACCACAGAAUCGCUUGCGAAUAUGAACGAUAGUUCUACUGUUAUUGCGAGGACAAUUCACACGCAUUACUUGUCGAAGUCGCUACUACGUCGCGUUGUACGUUAAGCAGUUCUUACGAACGGUGGCGACACGCCCGCACACGCUAGCCAGUACGCGGAGAGGCCAGAAUUACGUAAGAAGACGUUUGCGUCGUUAAACUAUUCUAGAUCUACUGCUGCGACCAACUGUGUAAUAUCAGUGUGUCUGGUUUAAGUUCCGCUCGGGAGACUAUAUGAUAGUAUGCGACUAUAUAUAUAUAUAUACAUAUAUAAUAUAUAUAUUAUGUGUAUGAAUCACGUGCUAAGUGACUUUAACUACCUGGUACUUUGAGAGUGAUACUGGCUUGCCCAUCUAGUCGUCUGAAUGAGGCCUUGGCCAGGGCCGUCAACCGAAUAAUUGUUUUUUAUAUAUUGUAUGUGCAUAUAUUACAUAAGAAAGCGUUUAACUUAUGAAUAGGGACGAAUACUAUUUAAUAUCGCGUACGUAAUAACCUGAUGCUACUGCUUGUCUGAUCGGCCAGUACUAUAUGUAUCAUUACAUAAUCUCUGUCUAACGUCGCCACGGCAACCAAAGUCGAGUUCGAGGUCAAUCUCCAUGACAUCAGCACUGUGACUAUAGCAUAGAAGCCUGUACGGUCGGCAUGAGGGCGAUGUGCAUGGCAGACGCUUCGAUUGAUUAAUCGCAGCAUGAAGACAAACCUAAUCGAUAAUCAUUCUCUCACUCGAUGGGCCAUUAGUGAUUCUCCCCCACCCUUCCCCACCUAUAGAUCAAUACCUCGUCAAUAUGUAUAGGAAUGGCAGCUGUAGAGUAUAGCCACCAUGUAGGUGCUUUAAACAUUAUUGAUGUUGUGAAACUUUACAUCGCAGCAUGUAUAUAGGUAUAUGCCCGUGUAUUACGUAACUGUACCUAGAUGUACCAAGCGCAGGAGCUGCCGUGUUAUAGAGAGCCUGACUGAGUGGCAGCAAGUUGUCAGCGAUUAUUUUAUCUAAAGUUUUUGAUCGGCAA